Messenger RNA from Trichoderma asperellum CBS 433.97, 747 nucleotides. RefSeq lists its product as uncharacterized. Lineage: Eukaryota; Fungi; Ascomycota; Sordariomycetes; Hypocreales; Hypocreaceae. The record is from RefSeq and is a predicted model, not a curated record.
AUGAGUCCAUUUCUAUCAACGGCAACGAUGCCCCAGUGGCCUGUAUCGACCACAAGCAUAGGUGUUGUUGUAGCUCGCUUUCAAGAAGACCUCGCACCCUGGCUCCCGGUAGCCAGGUAUUCCUAUGUAUAUGACAAGGGUCAUAUCCCACAAUCCAACGACACAGUUAACCACGACGCUUUUCGCUCCUACGUUGAGCUACCCAACAUCGGCCGAGAGGGACAUACGCACUUGUACCACAUUGUCAACAAUUGGAAUUCUCUAGAAGACUACAUGGUCUUCUCUCAGGCAGACCCAUUUGAUCUGAUUGGGUCCAUUGUCAAUACUACGAGCAAAAUGGUGGAUGUGGCGCUUCGAGUCAAACCCGGCGAAGUCAAUCCUUUUGAUUCCAGUCUUUUCCACGAUGUAGAUGAUUGGGCCAAGAUUAACUGGACUGAUCCAAAAGAAAGCAUCUGGAUAACACCAAGCGAGCUAAGCUCCCUUGUCUUUGCGCCGUAUACACCAGCAGAAUUGUGGAAAUUUGUGUUAGAAGAGAAGCACCCGCCAGCUAUUCGAGCCGCACAUGGUGGUACUUUUGCAGUUCAACGAGAUACAAUUAAAAGUCAUCCACGAGAAGUAUAUGAACGUGCCUUGGAGCGAUUUGUCGAGGCCAAUGUUUCAAAUCCCGAAGUAGGCUUCAUGUGGGAACGUUUCUGGACACCAACGUUUUCUUACCGAUAUUGGCUCCAGGAGGUAGAGAAACCCUAA